AUGUGCGCCAUUGAGCUGCCCAGUCUGUCUCGCCAUGAUCAUCUCACUGCUUUAACUUUCGUUCUCGCUGCCUCUCAAAUCGGAUUCUAUGUGGUAACAGGUAGCGAAGUUCGCUGGGAUGCCGCUACAAGUGUGGGCAAUGACCCCGAAGGAAGGAAAUUAAUGCUCAGUGGAUUGAAGUCAUUCCUAGCAGCAUCUACACUGCUCCUAUUUUUAUCCUGGCUCUGCACACCAGGUCUAUCAGUCAUUCUAAACUAUUGGCUCUCGGCACUUUUCCCGCUCCGAUCGACAGACAAGUCAGACGAGGAAGCGUUGUUGGCAACGACGAAGAGUGCAUCUCGUACAAAGGUUAUCAUUCAAUUUUGGACUGUUGGCGCCGUUAUAAUAACGUCAUUUCUAUGGCUUGUUAGACCGCAUGUUCCAUAUAGCCAUAUCUCUGGGGCGAUACCAUUUACAUUCUUCGAAGCAUUGUGCCCGAAAUCAGCUUCUCUGCAAUAUGCCAGUGGCUUUGAUUUCCCACUACAGAUUUUAAUUGGGGAAGAGUAUUGGGAAGCGCCUCGUGGGUAUUUCAAAGGAUGGGCUCCUGGCGCGAAGCAGAUGAGUCUGGAUGAAUAUGCCAGGCCUGAUUGGGCUUCUGGGAAUUUGCCAGUAGGUUUUCAGCGAUGGAAUAAAUCGAAAAGCGAGAAGAGACCAAACUACGAUACUACUCACAUGAGUAAAAAUAAAACCUCGAACAUUGAUUACAGUCCGGUGCAUGAUCCCCUUCGCAUAACUAAUCUGGAUCAAAAUGUGGUGGAACCUCUUGCUCAAGCAUUGAAAAAUCAUGAAAUUCCGAUCAAUCAUAUUGUUUUCGUUAUGAUGGAAAGUGCAAGAAAGGACAUUUUCCCCUUCAAAGCCGGAUCGAGCCUGCAUCAGCAAAUAUUAACCUCCCACGAGUUCGCAGAUGUUCAAGCGAUCCAAAAGCUGAAUAACACAUUAUCACGCCUGACACCAGUGGCAGAGCAACUGACGGGAGAGCAGAGCGGCUUCAGCCUCAAUGGAGAUGAAACUCAGGUUGCUUGGAGUGAUAGCGCCGAGAUUGGAAUGGGCGGUAUUAAUAUUCAUGGCCUGCUCACAGGUAGUAGCCUUUCGUUCAAGAGCGCGAUUAUGAACCACUGUGGCACCGGACCCCUACCCGUUGAUUUCAUGGACGAAGUACACGCGGAGAUAUACCAGCCCUGUAUCAUGCAGAUACUUGAUCUUUUCAAUCAGCGCAACGAUCCUUUGCGUCAAGGCCAAGCCAAAGAGUCUUCUGGAUUUCGGAAUCGCAAUUGGACAUCGAUCUUCUUGCAAUCUAUCACCGGCUUAUUUGAUGACCAAAAUAUCUUAAAUGAACAAAUGGGGUUCCAGAAAGCCCUUUACAAAGAGCAAAUUGAAAAUAUUAGCGCUCCAUACUACCACAAAGACAUGGAAGAGAUCAACUAUUUUGGUUACGCAGAACGUGAGACAUACCCAUACCUACGAAAAAUUGUGGAUGAAACGAUCGCAAAUGGUCAAAGACUUUUCCUUUCGCACUUCACGAGCACUACACAUCAUCCCUGGGCCACCCCAUCGAAAUUCCAGAAGGAGAAAUACUUCGCCGAUGGCCUGAUGGGUAAACACGAAGACAUGAAUAACUAUCUGAACUCGGUUCGUUACGUUGACACAUGGCUUGGUGAGAUACUUCAAGUUCUCGAUGACACGGGUAUUUCAAAUGAGACCUUGGUUGUGUUGGUAGGCGACCACGGCCAAGCGUUCCACGAAGACAGUCCUAUAUCCGGAACAUACGAGAACGGACACAUAAGUAAUUUCCGCAUCCCACUAGUUUUUCGACACCCACUUCUUCCUCAAAUCCAAAUCACAGCCAACGCCACGUCAAUGUCCGUUGUCCCAACAAUUCUCGACUUGUUGGUCCAAACGAAAUCCCUCAACGAGGAUGACUCAAACACUGCACUAGACUUGAUGAACGAGUACGAAGGUCAAUCGCUUAUUCGACCAUACCAGGCUAUGCAUAAUGGUCGCCAAGCGUGGAACUUCGGUAUCAUUAAUGCCGGUGGCACGAUGCUUAGUGUCGGAUCUGCGGCUGUUCCAUACAGACUCAUAUUGCCUUUGUCCAGCGAUUUCGAAUAUGUGUUCUCAAAUUUGGAUGCUGAUCCCGAUGAGAAGAAUUCUCUACGUGCUUGGUCUAUAGAAGAGUUGAGUCCGCGGAUAGAGAAGGAACAUGGAUACAAAGCUGUACAGUGGGUUGUUGAGGCGGAACAAGUUGGACGGUGGUGGGUAGAGGAGCGCAAAAGAUUAUGGAACUACCACUAG
This is a messenger RNA of Penicillium angulare, 2331 nucleotides long. RefSeq lists its product as uncharacterized. NCBI's taxonomy places the organism in Eukaryota, Fungi, Ascomycota, Eurotiomycetes, Eurotiales, Aspergillaceae. The transcript is spliced from 4 exons. The record is from RefSeq and is a predicted model, not a curated record. Bases 1 to 2331 code for a protein of 776 amino acids.